CAGUCUGUGUACUACCAAAUAUUGAAGAUGCCUCCUAAAACCAGUGGUAAAGCUGUUAAGAAGUCGGGCAAGGCUCAGAAGAACAUCACCAAGGGCGACAAAAAGAAGCGUGGAAAGAAAAGGAAGGAAUCCUAUGCCAUCUACAUCUACAAGGUGCUGAAACAAGUUCACCCCGAUACCGGUGUGUCCAGCAAGGCUAUGAGCAUCAUGAAUAGUUUCGUCAAUGACAUCUUUGAGCGUAUCGCCGCUGAAGCAUCUCGUCUGGCUCACUACAAUAAGAGAUCUACCAUCACUUCUCGGGAGAUUCAGACUGCUGUUAGGCUUCUGUUGCCUGGUGAACUCGCUAAGCAUGCUGUCUCCGAGGGCACCAAAGCUGUUACCAAAUACACCAGCUCAAAAUAGUUUUUCUUCCUCCCCAUUCCGACACAUCAAUCGGCCCUUCUCA
Messenger RNA from Phymastichus coffea, 445 nucleotides. RefSeq names its product histone H2B. The record is from RefSeq and is a predicted model, not a curated record. The transcript has a single exon. The coding region runs from base 28 to 402 and encodes 124 amino acids. Gene Ontology annotation, molecular function: structural constituent of chromatin; DNA binding; protein heterodimerization activity. Gene Ontology annotation, cellular component: nucleosome. NCBI's taxonomy places the organism in Eukaryota, Metazoa, Arthropoda, Insecta, Hymenoptera, Eulophidae.